AUGCUGGUGACAGAAGAGGCGUGUGCUGCAGCGGUCCCAGGAGCCACCAUGCCCCAGGAGCGCCGGCAGACGGAUUUCCAGCUGGUGAGAGUCAAGAGCACGUGGAGCCGCAUCAAGAAGGGAGAAGCCCUUUCCAACGACGAGGACGAGGUCACUCUCUCUGAGGCAACAAUAGGUGAGUGCAUCUCCGAAGGCGGCAUUUCCUGGAUCGUUGAAGCUCCCAUCUAUUUUUGCUACAAAGUGGUAGAAACAUACAACAUUCUGGAACCCUCUAACACCACUUUGCUCUGGGGCCACAUCACUGACCCCCAGCAAACAGAGGUGGCCACGGCCAGCAAGAGGAGACUGCGGCGCUUCAUCGUCAUAGACGAAGUCGUCGACAAACUUUACGGCUCCAAAGUCAGAGAAUACUUCGAGCAGAACAACGUCCAGCACAAAAUCCUCGCCCUGCCAACCACUGAGGAAACAAAAUCCAUGGACUUGGUGUUGAACAUCUUGCACGAGGUCCAGAGCUUCAGCCUGGACCGGCGGACGGAGCCCAUCAUCGCCAUCGGCGGGGGCGUGUGCCUGGACAUCGUCGGCCUCGCCGCGUCGCUCUACAGGAGACGCACCCCCUACAUUCGGGUCCCCACCACCCUCCUCUCCUACGUGGAUGCCAGCGUGGGGGCCAAGAACGGGGUGAACUUUCUGCAGUGUAAGAACAAGCUCGGGGGCUACACGCCCCCCGUGGCAAGUUUCCUGGACAGAUCCUUCCUCCGGAGCAUCCCUCGGCGACACAUCUCCAAUGGCCUUGGGGAAAUUUUAAAGAUGGCCCUCAUGAAACACAAAGGAUUGUUUGACCUGCUCAAGAACCAUGGAAAAUACCUGCUGGACACUAAGUUCCAGUCUUGCAACAGCUUUGCUCACCAUGGGGAUGCUGCACUGCAGACUACCAGGAUUGCCAUUGAAACAAUGCUGGAAGAGCUGGCUCCCAACCUCUGGGAGGAUGACCUGGACAGACUGGUUGAUUUUGGCCACCUUAUUAGCCCAGAACUGGAAAUGAGGGUUCUGCCGUCGCUGAUGCACGGGGAAGCUGUGAACGUCGACAUGGCAUUCAUGACGUACGUGGCCCACGCGCGCGGGCUGCUGGACGCCGAGGAGAAGGAGCAGAUCCUGCGGUGCAUGCGGGGCCUGGAGCUGCCGGUCUGGCACGGCGGCUGCAGCUGGGCCCUCAUCCAGAGAGCCCUGCGGGAGCGCCUCAAGCACAGCGGGGGACAGCUGCGGAUGCCCCUGCCCACCGGCCUCGGCGUGGCAGACAUAUUCAACGACACCAGUGAAGAGACCCUGGAAAGAGCAUACAAGCUGUGGGUCAAGGACUGCAAGAUGGGGCUGGAGGAAGAGCUGCAAGCCCAAGGUGAUGGUCCUGCCUCAACCAUGAGCUGUGUGCCACUGUAA
This is a messenger RNA of Onychostruthus taczanowskii (white-rumped snowfinch), 1434 nucleotides long. RefSeq names its product 2-epi-5-epi-valiolone synthase-like. Gene Ontology annotation, molecular function: 3-dehydroquinate synthase activity. The record is from RefSeq and is a predicted model, not a curated record. Bases 1 to 1434 code for a protein of 477 amino acids. Gene Ontology annotation, biological process: antibiotic biosynthetic process. NCBI's taxonomy places the organism in Eukaryota, Metazoa, Chordata, Aves, Passeriformes, Passeridae. The transcript has 5 exons.